AGAAUACGGCUUUCCUGUGGGAGGGGCAAACUUUGUGUGGACGUUGACAAUUUGGACGGCUUCAGUACUUGUCUGGCUACGUUAGCUGUAGGCUUUGGUAGAUUUUGUGGGGUUUCACACUUAGGCGAAGACCUUAUUUGCAGUUUAUAUACGAUAUAGAUAGCUCAGAAGUUCGUACAAUAUGGUGGCAAAACAGAGAAUUCGCAUGGCCAACGAAAAACAUAGCAAAAACAUCACGCAAAGAGGCAACGUAGCCAAGAGCACGAGAAACACCCAAGAUGACAAAGUGUCAGUGGGGCCGUGGCUGUUGGCACUCUUUAUUUUCGUAGUCUGUGGAUCAGCAAUCUUCCAGAUCAUCCAGAGCAUCAGGACGGGGAUGUAGCUUGGAGACCAUAGCUACCCCAACCCUUUCUGCAGACGAUACCCCAGCAUUCCUUGCUCAACCUUUCCAAUGGUUACACCAUGCCUAGCAAGCAUUUGUGGCAACUAUCCGUCUUUUUAUUUUCUACUUUUUUUAAUUGUUCUGUAUCGCCAAGCUGUGUAACCACACAGGGUCAUUCCUUCCUUGUGCCUUAGACCAACGGGGAGCAAAAUGCGCAAAAGCCAUACAAAAUGUGCAUUUUCCAUUCCAGUCUGGGACGUCAGACAAGACUGUAAAGCAUUCGGCUUAAAAAAUAUGAUUUAAAGUGAAUGUGUUCUUAUCAUUCACACCUUUACCUCCUUUUGACAGAACAAGAGCCUUUUUGAUUACUUUCUGCAUGUAUGAUUACAGUCCAAUUACUCUUUAUUUCCUCUUUAUUAUAAAAGAUGGAUAUAGCAUUAUUUUCAGUGUCUGUGAGCCCUGUUGUAAGGGACCUCUUUCAGUGCCAAACAACAUUGUCAGGUCUGAAGAUGAUGGCAGAAGUGUUUCAUUGAAGAGAGAACUUAUGAACACAAUAUAUAUCCCAUCUAUAUAAUGAAAUAUUAUGUUUCCCAUCUCCUCAAUUGUGUAACAUUAUUCUGUGAUGUUUGUCCUGUACAUUCUGUUUUUUAAACAUAAAGUAAGCAGAUAGAAGUAAAUGUGUGGCUGCACUUUGUGUGCCGUACUUCAAAUAAAAUCUGCAUUUGCUGCUAAUGGGUAAUAAAAUGGAGGUAGUAACUUGUGAA
This is a messenger RNA of Anguilla rostrata (American eel), 1146 nucleotides long. RefSeq names its product stress-associated endoplasmic reticulum protein 1-like. Gene Ontology annotation, biological process: endoplasmic reticulum unfolded protein response. Bases 182 to 382 code for a protein of 66 amino acids. The record is from RefSeq and is a predicted model, not a curated record. Lineage: Eukaryota; Metazoa; Chordata; Actinopteri; Anguilliformes; Anguillidae. The transcript is spliced from 3 exons. Gene Ontology annotation, cellular component: endoplasmic reticulum.